AUGUGGAAGCUAUGCGCAGGAUGCUCCGACGCCAUAUAUCGCUUUCCCGCGACCCACCCUGUGGAUUCAUUAGACCUUGAAGCUACGCUGGUCUACACCGAACAAAACACCAGCACCAGCGCUUUCCAUCCACCCAACCCGAAAACCCACCGAAAACCGCCCAAAACCCCAUACCCAAAAUCCUCACAAAAUAAAUCCUACCAUGGGCCUCCCAACAUCCUCCACCACAACAACCUCAUCCACAACCUCGCAAUCCGACGACCCCCUAUCAACCCUCCUCCUCCCCCCACCCAACGAAACUCCCUCGGAAAGAAGCACCCGCCUGGAAGCAGAGGCGGCGGCAAGGAGAACUUUCGAAUGAAAUACGCACGCGCAGACUGGGACGCCGAGCGCGCGUCGUGGCGCGCUGUGAUCCAGCUCAACGUGAUCCGCUCGAUCAUUACGAUCGUAGAGGCUCUGCAGGCCGAGAUGGACGGGGAGCCCGAGGGCGAGGGCGAUCUGCAGCACCCUGUCAGUCCUGGUGGUGUUAGCAGUGCAGGUGGAGGGGGAGGGGGAGGGGGAGGGGGGGAAGCAAGUGGGAGUGGUGUGGUGGUAGGAGGCACGGGGAGGGAAGGGAGUAAACAGUUGUCGACGCUGUUGACGGGUAAACACCAGGUGCUGAAGAUGCGGCUUGGGCCGUUACGCCGUGUGGAGACGGAUCUGAAGAGGCGGCUUGGCGCGGGGUCGGAUGAGGAUAUGGGGUUGCCCUUGCCAUCGCCAGCGCCUGCUGCUGCUGCUGCUGCUGCGACGGGUGAUGGCGCAGCGACGAAUGUGCUGGGCGGAGCGAAUCUCGGACCGUUAAGUCUCGAAACGGAUUCGCAGGGUCUGGCGCGGCCGCUCGGUGCUGCGUCAGCGCAACGCGAGUUUGGAGUGACGCGGUUGCAGGAGGCGUUGCAGCGCGGGCAGCGCUUAGUGCGGAAGGGCUCGGCGCAGAGUGUGAGGAGGCAGGGGAGGGUGGGGAGUGGGCGUGCGACGCCGGUUGGUGAGGAUGGGGAGGAGGAGGGGGAGAUGGUGGAUGAUGCUACGGAGAUUCUGGCGAGUUGUUUGGAGGAUAUGAAGGCGCUGUGGACGGACGAUGUUGUUCGUGCCGUCCUCAAAAAGCGGAGGAUAAGGAUCGAGGAUACAGCUGGCUUUUUCCUGGACGACCUGGACCGUAUCGCACAGCGCGAUUACUCGCCGUCAGACGAUGACGUCGUCCGCGCCCGACUCCGCACGCUUGGUGUGCAAGAGUACCGCAUCAGACUGGACGACGGCCCGACUAGCAUCUUUGCGGGCGGUAUCGGCGGCGACGCAGGCAAAGAGUGGAUCUUGUACGACGUAGGCGGCUCGCGGACUGUGCGCCACGCGUGGUUGCCGUAUUUUGAUAAUGUCCAAGCUAUCAUAUUCCUGGCGCCCGUAUCAUGCUUCGACGAGCGCCUGACCGAAGACGCACGCGUUAACCGCCUCGAAGACUCCUUCCUCCUCUGGCGCACCGUCUGCUCCUCCAAGCUCCUCGCCAGCACGACCAUGAUCCUCUUCCUGAACAAAUGCGAUCUCCUCAAGAGGAAGCUGAAAGCGGGUGUGCAGGUGCGCAAGUAUCUGCCUAGUUAUGGUGAACGGGCGAAUGAUGUGAAUACUGUUGUGAAAUGUGCGUUGGCGAUGUCUUUGUGUUUUGGCGUUUCGUUGAUGUGUUUGGAAGAUUUGAGAGAAAAGUUUAAAGAGCAGCUAAAGGAACACUCUCCGACACAGCGCGCGAGCUACUUUUACGCUACGUCCGUCGUCGACACAAAAGCUACAGCGACGACUAUAAAAGCUGUCAAAGACAGUAUAUUGCGGGACUACCUCAAAAACGCCGAUUUCUUAUCGUGA
This is a messenger RNA of Psilocybe cubensis, 1887 nucleotides long. RefSeq lists its product as uncharacterized. The record is from RefSeq and is a predicted model, not a curated record. NCBI's taxonomy places the organism in Eukaryota, Fungi, Basidiomycota, Agaricomycetes, Agaricales, Agrocybaceae. Gene Ontology annotation, biological process: adenylate cyclase-activating G protein-coupled receptor signaling pathway. Bases 1 to 1887 code for a protein of 628 amino acids. Gene Ontology annotation, cellular component: heterotrimeric G-protein complex. Gene Ontology annotation, molecular function: GTPase activity; G protein-coupled receptor binding; G-protein beta/gamma-subunit complex binding. The transcript has 10 exons.